GUCAAUCUGUAAGCCGGCUUUCACUAAAUACUUGCCGUUUCGAUUGUUUACAUGACCUUAGCGUAGUUUAUGUCAAGCCCUCAAACUUUCAAAUUUCCCUGUGGUUUGGAUUAGGGUAUAUACUGUAUGUGUCUGUAAGAUUGCAACACCAUACAGCACAUGACGUCCGUGGACCAUAAAAUCGAACAUAACACUGAUGAACUUUAAAUUGGAGGUGCAAUAUUCGGGCUGACCAUUCGCGUGUCAUACUGCUGUCGCCCUCGCUGUUUAUUUCUAUGAUACAGUUAUCAGCAUUUUGCCAAUCGUACUUAUUUAGCACUUUUAUCCAAACCGACUUACAAAUGAGAGCGCAUUAACAUUUUGUCAUAAUCACUUCAAACAAUGUUUCCUUUGUUUUUUCCAUAACGUAUAAACCUCAUGACCAUUUCUCAUAACAAAGCCUUGUCUUAGAAGAUAAAGUGUGAUAAUUUCAUCCUUUUACGCCUGCAAGUGUUGUUACGGCCAGAGGCACGACUGUUUUCUUUCUGGAAGUCUGAUCAACAGCAGGCAUGAUUAUGAGUGCUGAAGGCCGGAGCAGGGCUCACAGACCAGCCGCUACUCAAGACCAGCAACAUGGAUGAUUUGCGCACGCGGAUCUUUGGUUCAAACAACAGGCUGUUUGAAGAGACAGUUAGGAACAAAAUUGUAAACCUUACUGUUGGUGGACUCACAUCUUUAUUAGUCUUGUUAACUGUCAUCAGUUCUUUUGUUUUCCCCACACCUCCUCCCACUGCACUAAAUAUCUUCUUUGUGCUCUGCAUUAUCAUGAUCUGUUCAUCUAUUCUUGUGCUGAUAUUCUGGUAUCGGCAAGGAGAUCUGGAUCCCAAGUUCCGUGGUCUUAUUUAUUAUUCCAUAGGUUGCAUUAUUCUUCUGUGUCUGUGUGCUAAUCUAUACUUCCAUAAUGUUGGCAGAUGACCAUUAUUUGGAAUAGAUACACUGCUUGCACUAGACAACAUAACUCUGUUAAAACAUUAAUGAAGUAAUGAAUAGGCUAGAAAAGAGGCUCAGAUGUGUGCAUGGUUGAUUAAAUGUACAGAUCUAUAUGGUAUUAGUACAAUGUACAGUUUAGAUCCAAGAUCGCACCAUAAACCACUUAAAGGUGUAAAAAAAUAAUUUUUAAGAAGACCAAUGUUUGUGAUUAAUUUCUACAUAUUUAAUGAAUAUGCAAAACCACAAUUACUGAACAUGCAAUAAACUGUAAUCUGAAAGAA
Molecule: messenger RNA, 1250 nt
Organism: Misgurnus anguillicaudatus (oriental weatherfish)
Lineage: Eukaryota; Metazoa; Chordata; Actinopteri; Cypriniformes; Cobitidae
Gene: tmem243a
Product: transmembrane protein 243, mitochondrial a
Source: RefSeq, a predicted model, not a curated record